Molecule: messenger RNA, 393 nt
Organism: Oenanthe melanoleuca
Lineage: Eukaryota; Metazoa; Chordata; Aves; Passeriformes; Muscicapidae
Product: feather keratin 1-like
Exons: 3
Coding region: 1-393 (130 amino acids)
Cellular component (GO): intermediate filament
Molecular function (GO): structural constituent of cytoskeleton
Source: RefSeq, a predicted model, not a curated record
AUGGCUUGGGGCUGGAGAGGCACCUUCAUCCACUCCUCUCCUCCACAUAAUCUCCUUGGGAACAAGGUGCAUCUCCAGCCCCAAGCCAUGUCCUGCUACACCCCGUGCCGGCCCUGCCAGCCCUGUGGCCCCACCCCGCUGGCCAACAGCUGCAAUGAGCCCUGUGUCAGGCAGUGCCAGGACUCCCAUGUGGCCAUCCAGCCCUCGCCUGUGGUGGUGACCCUGCCUGGCCCCAUCCUCAGCUCCUUCCCACAGAACACCGCCGUGGGAUCCUCCACCUCUGCUGCUGUUGGCAGCAUCCUCAGCUCUCAGGGAGUGCCCAUCAGCUCUGGGGGCUUUGGCCUCUCAGGCUUGGGCAGUGGCCUCUGUGGCAGGAGGUGCUUCCCCUGCUAA